Molecule: messenger RNA, 1320 nt
Organism: Aspergillus heteromorphus CBS 117.55
Lineage: Eukaryota; Fungi; Ascomycota; Eurotiomycetes; Eurotiales; Aspergillaceae
Exons: 1
Coding region: 97-846 (249 amino acids)
Source: RefSeq, a predicted model, not a curated record
CGACCGGACGUCCGAUCCAGGAUUUCUCGCCAUCUAUCUAUCGCCUAUCGCCUAUAGCCUGCUCGACUAUCUAAUAAUUCUCCGACCAUCCUCACCAUGGCUCUCGCAAGAGCAUUCACCAAGCGCAGCAAGCGCCCCGAGGUUUCCGGGCCGAUGCCGUAUCGCGAGGCACACCACAAGUUUACUGCCGGUACAAUCAACCGGGACAAGAUCUCUGCUCCAGUGGAAUUGUUGUCGACGACGAAUAUGCUGGCCUACAAUGCCCCCGACAUUCAUUCAGCAACAUCCUCAUCAACUUCGUCCCUACAAUCGCCUGACGAGUCGGAGCUCUCUUUCACUCAGCGCAGUUUCGGCUCACCUUUGACUACGCCUGAUGAUUCUCCGAUUGAUCCGAACCCAUUGCCGCCUUACUUUCCUAAGCGAUCCGCGACCGUUACGAGCCACCCUCGUUCAUCGACGUCGACGUCAUCUUCCACAGAAGCGCCAUUGGUCCCCAAGCGGGCACUUUCUCACACAAAGCGUUCCCAUCAAGAGCUAGCUCGCCAGCGUUCGUUGUCCCGGCUAUCGCCACCUCCGUUGAACUCCCUGCGCAGCAGUCCUGCUAUGCGACAGACGCAAGAAAGCUACAAGCCAGAGCCACAUCCGUUCAGCAAGGAACUGGAGCAAGUAAACGAGGUUGUAGAGGAGUUUGGCGGUACGCGCGUCUUGGAUGAAGAAGAAUUGAUUCUUCGAGAUAAGGGAUUGAGAAAGUUUACGGUCGAUGACUAUCUUGUCGAGAUUGAAGACAUGUACGGCAGCAUCUUCGAUGAUCAUCUGGGAUCAAUAGGUUCCGGCGCAUGGCUGUGAGCCUUGUCUUCGUUAUUCGUCAUCCAUUUUCUUUUAAGCGCUCGCCUGGAGGGCUCUAAAUAGGGACUGGUUACUCCCUCUCCUCACCGGGUAUUGACUUCUGCCAUGACCUACUCAUAUUCACUCUUUAAUGUUUCCCCCUCUAAUCAGUCGACUUCUUUUCAUUUGGUUUCGCUUUAUACCACGGGAGGAUCUUGGUCUACCAUCUCAUCUUUUCAUUUUCUUGUUUCGUUACUCGUUGCUGCAGUAUGGACCAGACUAUUUGCGCUGCUGGAUGAGAUGUGACGGUCUCGGUCUCUCUUUUUUUUUUUUUUUACAUGUGGAGAAACAUCCAACGAGGUUCUCGGCUUGAUCCUGUAUCGUUCUUUCUUAGCGCUGCAAUGAAUGUGAAAGACACUGCCAGUGCUACAUACCUAUGUUCAAUGUGAUAUAUCGUAUAUAUUCAAUCUAUGGAUCCGAAAUUUUGUACUGCAC